Messenger RNA from Dentiscutata heterogama, 934 nucleotides. Lineage: Eukaryota; Fungi; Glomeromycota; Glomeromycetes; Diversisporales; Gigasporaceae. The record is from the annotation of a GenBank genome assembly.
UGCCGAAAGUGCCCAAGAACAAAUGCCAGAGAAUUCACCACACAAUGCCAAGAACAAACAUCAGAGAAUUCAUCAUAGUGCCGAAAGUGCCAAAGGACAAAUGCUGGAGAAUUCACCAUACAAUGCCGAAGAGAAUUUAUCACAGUGCCAAGAACAAAUGCCAGAGAAUUCACCACACAACUCUGAAGGUAUUCAAGAACAUCAAAGAAUUUAUCACAGACAAAUGCCGGAGAAUUCACCACACAAUGCUGAAGGACAAACAUCAGAGAAUUCACCACAUGAUGCCGAAGGUGUUCAAGAACAAACACCAGAGAAUUCAUCACAGUGCCAAAAGUCUCAAGGACAAAUGUCAGAGAAUUCACCACAACACCAAAGGUGUUCAAGAACAAAUACUAGAGAAUUCAUCACAGUGCCAAAAGUGCCCAAGGACAAAUGCCAGAGAAUUCACUACACAAUACCAAAGGUGUUCAAGAACAAACACCAGAGAAUUCAUCAAAAUACUGAAAGUGUCCAAAAACAAACACUAGAGAAUUCACCACAUAACGCCGAAGGUUUCAAGAACAAACACCAGAGAAUUCAUAAUGCCGAAGAUGCCCAAGAACAAAUACUAGGCAUAACACCAAAAUAUUCACCACAUAAUGCUGAAAGUGUUCAAAGACAAACACCCCACAUAACGCCAAAAGUGCACAAGAACAAGCACCAAAGAAUUCAUCACACAAUGCCAGAGACAAGUACCAAAGAAAAAGAACUCACUACACAACAUCGAAAGUGUUCAAGAAAAAUUCACUACACACCGCCAAAAGUGCCCAAAAACACGCACCAGAGAAUUCACCACAUAAUACUGAAAGUGCCCAAGGACAUGCCCAGAGAAUUCACUACACAACGUCAAAAGUGCACAAGGACAAGCACUAGAGAAUUCAUUACACAAUGCUGA